AUGGUCUACGUAACCAAACGACUGCUAAUGUUCCCAUCCAAUUGGGUCCUAAUUGUAUUGGUCGCGGUCCCCUCUGGUCUGACUAAUGCGUUUAAAAUAAAGAGGACAGCCAAGGAUUUGGAGAGUCAGCUUUAUGAAGAUUUGUUAUUUGAUUAUAAUAAGGUGCCCAGGCCUGUCAAAAACAGUUCUGACAUACUUACGGUGGAUGUAGGUGCUUCUCUUAUUAGGAUAAUUGAUGUCGAUGAGAAGAAUCAAGUGCUCACAACCAAUUUGUGGUUGGAAAUGAAAUGGAACGAUGCAAAAUUAACAUGGACGCCUGAAAAAUAUGGUGGCCUAAAAACCUUACAUAUACCGAGUGAAUUUAUUUGGACCCCUGAUCUGGUGUUAUACAAUAACGCAGCAGGAGAUCCUGACAUCACAAUAUUGACCGACGCGUUGGUGACAUUUGAAGGAAACGUUUAUUGGCAACCACCAGCGAUUUACAAAUCUUUUUGCCCUAUUGAUGUCACAUGGUUUCCAUACGACUCUCAAAAAUGUGAAAUGAAGUUUGGCACAUGGACCUAUACUGGUCGAUAUGUGGACUUGAAGCAGCUACCUCAAGAAGAAGUUGUCACUAUCACAAAAGACGGUAGUGAUGUAGAAUUCAUGCAACAGGGAAUGGAUUUAAGUUUUUUCUACCGUUCAGCGGAAUGGGAUCUUUUAUCAUUGACUUCAGAACGACACUCUGUACUUUAUGCGUCAUGUUGUGGUCCCGAAAAAUAUGUUGAUAUCACUUACUACUUUGGAUUACGACGGAAAACCCUGUUUUUCACAUGUAAUCUAAUCAUCCCUUGUUUUCUUAUUUCGAUUUUGACGACGUUUGUAUUCUAUCUUUCCGAUCAUAAGAUUACGUUCUCCAUCUCCAUUUUGGUUACCCUCACUGUGUUCUUCUUGGUGCUGAUUGACUUGAUGCCCCCAACUAGUCUGGUGAUACCCAUGUUUGGUAGAUAUUUGAUCACAACUAUGAUACUUGUCGCCUUAUCAACAGUGGUAUCAGUUAUCACAGUGAAUUUCCGCUUCCGGUCUGGAAGUGCACAUAAAAUGUCACCAUGGAUUAGAGCGGUUUUUCUGAAAUUUCUGCCGAAAAUUCUUAUGAUGUCUCGACCCGAGAAGGGAGAAGUGACCAAACAACCGCCACUGGUCGACGCGGCAAGUUUGGUGGGCUCCAACUAUGCAACGGCGGCGAAGGCGGCUAACGAGUACCGAAACAAGGCCAAGGCAAAGAACAACGAUGCGAUGAGUUUGAGGGGGAAGCCGAGCUCGCAGGCUGUUUUGAACAACACAUUUGACAUGAGAAUGAGGAAUAAUGAUAGUAAUGUUGAAAAUAGGCUCAAGCCAUACUUAUGUGCUCAAAACAACAAUGCACCUACUGUGGCGUUCAGGAAGACGAAACGGCAGAAGAGCAAAACAGUGGAUGAUGUGGUUUUUAUGAAUUUAUUGAAUCAAGUGAGAUUCAUUGCUGAGCACUUUAGACAUAAUGAGUUGGAAGGAGAGAUUUCUGACGAUUGGACAUUUGUUGCAAUGGUCCUCGAUCGGCUCUUCCUUAUCAUCUUCUCUGUGCUCAACGUGGGUACGGUAUUCAUUAUUCUGGAAUCACCAUCGUUGUACGAUUAUUCCAAACCAAUGAAUAUCACAGUGCCAAGCAAGCCGCUAGGACAAGCCAACUUUUAUAGCUCAUGGAAUUUGAAAUAA
This is a messenger RNA of Caenorhabditis briggsae, 1731 nucleotides long. It is a transcript of the gene Cbr-acr-12, whose product is annotated as Protein CBR-ACR-12. Gene Ontology annotation, biological process: regulation of membrane potential; nervous system process; monoatomic ion transmembrane transport. The record is from RefSeq and is a predicted model, not a curated record. Gene Ontology annotation, cellular component: neuron projection; synapse; postsynaptic membrane. Lineage: Eukaryota; Metazoa; Nematoda; Chromadorea; Rhabditida; Rhabditidae. Gene Ontology annotation, molecular function: acetylcholine-gated monoatomic cation-selective channel activity; transmembrane signaling receptor activity. The transcript is spliced from 12 exons. Bases 1 to 1731 code for a protein of 576 amino acids.